Phacochoerus africanus (Common warthog) is the source of this 2427-nucleotide messenger RNA. It is a transcript of the gene TSKU, whose product is annotated as tsukushi, small leucine rich proteoglycan. Gene Ontology annotation, cellular component: extracellular matrix. The transcript is spliced from 2 exons. Gene Ontology annotation, molecular function: protein binding. Bases 76 to 1149 code for a protein of 357 amino acids. The record is from RefSeq and is a predicted model, not a curated record. NCBI's taxonomy places the organism in Eukaryota, Metazoa, Chordata, Mammalia, Artiodactyla, Suidae.
AGUGCCUGGGGACUGACCCGAGAAGGGUGAGCAGAGCGUGCCGGACACCGCAGCUGGGAGGAGAGAGCCCCCACCAUGCCGUGGCCCCUGCUGCCACCCCUGCUGCUCUUGCUGGCCGCCAGCGGGGCCCAGGCCACGCGGCCCUGCUUCCCGGGGUGCCAGUGCGAGGUGGAGACCUUCGGCCUCUUUGACAGCUUCAGCCUGACGCGGGUGGAUUGCAGCGGCCUGGGCCCCCACAUCGUGCCCGUGCCCAUCCCUCUGGACACGGCCCACCUGGACCUGUCCUCCAACCGGCUGGAGACGGUGAACGAGUCGGUGCUGGCGGGGCCGGGCUAUACCACGCUGGCCGGCCUGGAUCUCAGCCACAACCUGCUCACCAGCCUCUCGCCCACUGCCUUCUCCCGCCUCCGCUACCUGGAGUCGCUGGACCUCAGCCACAAUGGCCUGGCCGCCCUGCCGGCCCAGAGCUUCACCAGCUCGCCCCUGAGCGACGUGAACCUGAGCCACAACCGGCUCCGAGAGCUCUCGGUGUCCGCCUUCGCCACGCACAGCCAGGGCAGGGCGCUGCACGUGGACCUCUCGCACAACCUCCUCCAGCGCCUGGCGCCCCACCCUGCACACGCCAGCCUGCCCGCACCCACCAUCCAGAGCCUGAACCUGGCCUGGAACCGCCUCCGCGCCGUGCCCGACCUCCGGGACUUGCCCCUGCGCUACCUGAGCCUGGACGGGAACCCGCUGGCGGCCAUCGGCCCCGGGGCCUUCGCAGGGCUGGCGGGCCUCACGCACCUGUCGCUGGGCGGCCUGCAGGGGCUCCCCCAGCUGGCGCCCCACGGCUUCCGGGAGCUGCGGGGCCUGCAGGUCCUGGACUUGUCAGGCAACCCCAAGCUCACGUGGGCCGGAGCCGAGGUGUUUUCGGGCCUGGACUCCCUGCAGGAGCUGGACCUGUCGGGCACGGCCCUGGUGCCCCUGCCCGAGAAGCUGCUCCUCCACCUGCCAGCACUGCAGAGCGUCAGCGUGGGUCAGGGCGUGUGGUGCCGGCGCCUGGUGCGGGAGGGCACCUACCCCCGGCAGCCCGGCUCCACCCCCAAGGUGGCCCUGCACUGCAUAGACACCGGGGAGCCGGCUCCUGGGGGCCCGGAUAUCUUGUGACAAACGGUGGGGCCUGGGGCCGUGUCACGGACUGCACCCUGGGCUUCCUCAGGUCCGGGGUAACUUAUAUUUUAAUGUGCCAAUGCCCACGGGGACUCUGCAGGCCUAUGUGGCAGCAUCAUUGAAAGUGAGGCUUUGGACCUGGGACCCGCCCGGGAGCUAAGUCUGGUCCCUUUGUCUCUGUUGCUCCCCAGACCAUCAGCCGAGGGUCUUUGAUGCCAAACCAGACAGCAGUCCCCUGCUGUCCUUCCCCACUUUUCCCCAAAGUGCCUUCCCUGGGCCCUGGACCAGCCUGACCUGUGACAGGAGGGUGGGAGGCACGUAGUGCUCGGGGGCAAGAGGUCAGGCCCAGCCACUGGGGCCCGGGUUUCUUUUAGGACAGAGCCCUCUCUUUGCUCUGGGCGUAAGGCCCACUUCAUCCUUUUUUCUUCCCCUGGAACUCUGGGUGGAACUUCAGUUAUGGAAAGGACUGGAAAAAAAAAAAAAAUCAAAUCUGCCUCCUCAUGUGGCAGGUGGGGAAACGGAGGCCUAGAGAAGGACACAUGCUCAUCUGAGGUCCCGUGGUGGCAGAGGCAUGACUGGACCCAGUGCCCUGCCUCCAGCAGGGCCCCUUUGCUCUCUGCUCUAGCUCAUGCCCUCCCGCUCCUCUUUCUAGGCGCCCCCCCCCCCUUGCUUCCAGGAUCCGCAUCCUGCCAUAGGUGCCCUGUCCCUGCCAGCCCCAGGAGGACAGGCCAGGGCUGCGGAGUGGGACUCGGGGCCUAGUAGCCAGCUCUGUGGCACAGGCUACGUCAAGUCACUUUACCUCAGAGCCUCUGGAAGCUUUAGGUAUGCCAGUCCCAGCCCUGCCAGUUUCCCACUGGGGUGGGGUCCCCCAGCACCAAGAACAGAAAUGCACCCAUUGGCCCCUGAGGUACCGCCUCCAGGCAGUCCCCCAAGGAGCAGACGCAGCCCUGGAGCCCCGCCAGGCCCUGAGCUCCGAGGGGCCUCCUGGAUUCACCCCCCCACCCCUGCCCCGGCCGGAUCCCCAGCAGCCCAUCUCAUCCUACUGAGAAAACAGCGGAGGAAGCAGGGUAGCCUCCUGCUCCAUGUUUUUGCUCCGCCACCAGCGGGCAUCUCAGCUUCUCAGCUCUGGGCUCUUUCCUUAGUAUGGGUUUUAUAAAAGUUGUUGCCUUUUAUAAUGGACUGUCACUUUCAGCCACCCCACCCCCGUCCAGGCCCCUGCUGGCAGGGAAUGGAAACGUGUCCUUUGUAAAAGAUGAAAAGCAUUGCGUUUGUUCA